GACUAAAUCGCCGGAGGCGAGAGGAAAAAAGAAGCACCAGAGUGCGAAUCUCCGGAAGUGCUUUCUCGUGUGAGGUCACUACCGGCGGCAAGAACGAAACAAAAUGCAGCAGCCAACGACGACGAACGGGAACCCGGCGCAGGGUGGACAGGCCGAAAACGAGCCAGACGAAAUGGAACGGGAUUUGGCCGAAGAUGCCGUCUGGAAGCGAAUCCAGCAAAAUACUUUCACGAGAUGGGCCAAUGAACACCUCAAAACCGUGGAUAAAAACAUCACUAAUUUAGAGACUGAUUUAUCCGAUGGGUUACGUCUUAUAGCAUUAGUUGAAGUUUUGUCCGGCAGACGACUUCCAAAACAUAACAAACGUCCCAAUUUCCGCUCUCAGAAGUUGGAAAAUGUGUCUGUGGCUCUGAAGUUCUUAGAAGACGAUGAAGGGAUUAAAAUUGUUAAUAUAGAUAGUACUGAUAUAGUAGAUUGCAAGCUCAAGUUAAUCCUUGGUUUAAUAUGGACCCUUAUUCUGCACUAUUCCAUUUCCCUUCCGAUGUGGGAAGGCGAAGAAGGCGAUUCGGUCUUCGACAAGAAAGGCGGACCCACUCCAAAACAAAGGCUGCUUGGAUGGAUUCAAAACAAACUUCCAGAUUUGCCCAUCAACAACUUCAAUUCCGACUGGAACGAUGGCCGGGCUGUUGCAGCUUUGGUGGAUGCUUUGGCUCCAGGUUUAUGUCCGGACUGGGUUAACAUGAAACCCGAGAAUGCAUUGAAGAAUGCUAAAGAAGCAAUGGAUCUUGCAGAUAAUUGGUUGGGUGUUCCUCAAUUGAUCAAACCAGAGGAAAUGGUGAAUCCGAAUGUAGAUGAUCUGUCCAUGAUGACGUACCUUUCACAGUAUCCAAAAGCAGAGCUCAAACCUGGUGCUCCAUUGAGACCUAAAACAAAUCCCAACAGAGUACGGUGCUAUGGCCCUGGAAUUGAACCAACUGGUGUUAAUGUUAAUGCACCUACUAUGUUUACUGUGGAAACAUUCAGUGCCGGAAAAGGGAAUGUUGAAGUCUUUGUUGAAAAUCCGAAAGGAAAACUUGAACCUGUUGAGAUCAAGUUUAAUGAUGAUAGAAGCAAAACAUACACUGUAAAAUAUACUGCUAAAAUUGAAGGUCUUCAUAAGAUUAAAGUAUUAUUUUCUGGCAAAGAAGUGCCUAAGAGCCCGUUCUCGGUAAUGGUGGAAGGCCUUGCUGGUGACCCAUCCAAAGUAACUGCAUCAGGACCUGGCUUAGAACCUACUGGAGUAAUGGUGGGAAAACCAACCUACUUUGAUAUUUUCACAAAAGAUGCUGGGCGCGGACAAGUAGAGGUUAUAAUUCUCGAUCCCAAAGGCAAUAGGAACACAGUGCCAUGCAGAAUUAGGAAAACUGAAGACAAUGUAUAUCGCUGUGAAUAUGUUGCUCAGACUACUGGGAUGCAUUCUGUGAAUGUCUUCUUUGCCGGGCAACAAAUACCAAAGAGUCCAUUUGGUGUGAAAGUUACUCCAGUUUGUGACGCUCGCAAAGUAAAAGCUACUGGCAGAGGACUCCAGAAAAGAGGCGUUAGAGUGAAAGACAUUGCUGAUUUCAAAAUUUUUACCGAAAACGCUGGAGAUGGAGUAUUAGAUGUCAAAGUAAUUGGUCCAGGUGGCGUUCCAGAGAAACUUGAUAUGCGUAAAGUUGAUGAACACACCUAUGAAUGUGCUUAUUAUCCUAAAACUGAAGGCCGAUACAUUGUUACUAUUUCUUAUGGUGGUCAAGAUAUUUUCAAGAGCCCAUAUGAAGUUAAUGUUGGUCCUUAUAAGGAAUCUAAAAUUCGUGUCUAUGGGCCUGGGCUGUAUGGAGGUGUUGUUGGCUACCCAGCCCGGUUUAUUGCAGAAACAAAUGGUGAAACUGGAACACUUGGGUUCGAAGUGAAGGGACCUUCUCAUGCUCAAAUUAAAUGUCAUGACAAUGAAGAUGGGUCUGCUGUUGUUGAAUAUUUCCCUACUGCACCAGGAGAAUAUGCUGUACAUAUAAUGUGCGAUAAAGAAGAUAUACCUAAAUCUCCAUACACACCAAUUAUCUUGCCAAAAACAGAUUAUCAUCCAGAAAAGGUUGAAGCCUAUGGACCUGGAUUACAACCAUCUGGUGUAGUUCAGGAUCAUCCAACAGAUUUCACUAUUGACUGUAGGAAAGCUGGGGGCCAUGCGCCCUUGGACGUCAGUGUCAUGGAUGAAGAAUAUAAACCUGUUGAUAUAAAAGUACAAGAUAAUCAAGACGGAACAUUUAAAGCUACAUACCGUCCAACCAAAAAGAACAGACAUACAGUUCAAGUCAACUAUGGUGGUGUAGCCAUUCCUAAAAGUCCCUUUAGAGUCAAUGUGGGAGAACCAACAGAUUCUAAUAAAGUUAAAGUGUUUGGACCUGGUGUUGAACCUGGAGUAAAAGCUAAAUCACCUACUCAUUUUAAUAUUGAUUGUAGAGGGGCUGGUGCAGGUGAUGUAAAAGUAAAAAUAACUGACGAAAAGGGAGGCCUCGUUCCCAUACAAGUUUUAGACAAUGAAGAUGGCACAUACUCUGCAGAUUAUAUGGCACCUGCUCCUGGAAAUUAUAAGGUUUCUGUCAAUUUUGCUGGAAAAGACAUACCAAAUAGUCCAAUUAAAGUAAAAGUUGAACCUCAGGUAGAUGUCAGUAAAAUAAAAGUAGAUGGAUUGGAGCCAAGUGUGUAUAUCGAUUCACCUACUGACUUCAUUCUUGACGCAAGAGCUAUUUCUAAACGUAGUGAUGCUAAAGUUCAAUGUACAAUUAUUAACCCAUCUGGAGCAAGAACAGAUUCUUUUGUUCAAAGUCUAAAUGAUGGAACUUACAGGAUUUGUUACACUCCAUUUGAGGAAGGAAAUCAUACUAUUGACAUAACUUAUGAUGGCUUACCUGUUCCUGGUAGUCCUUUCAAAGUAAAUGUCUUGAGAGGAUGUGACCCAAGAAAAGUCAAAGCUUUUGGUCCAGGCUUGGAACAUGCAAUUGUUAAUCAGGUUAACACAUUCACUGUCGAAACUAAAGGUGCUGGUCGUGGAGCUUUAGGUUUAGCCAUUGUGGGACCAGUAGAACCUAAAAUGACAUGUCGUGACAAUAGAGAUGGCUCCUGUACUGUUGAAUAUGUUCCACUUGAAGUUGGCACACAUGAGAUUGGUGUUAAAUUUGCUGAUCAAGAUGUUCCUGGAAGUCCAUUUAAAAUCAUGUGUACAGAAGCAGUGGAUGCCAGCAAAGUGAAAGCUUACGGUCCUGGUGUUGAACCCAACCAAUGUCGUGCUGGAAAACCCCUCCCAUUCACAGUGGAUGCCUCCAAAUCAGGAAAAGCACCCCUUGAUGUGAAAAUUUCAACAGAAAAAGGUCCUUUGCCUACCAAACCUGAGAUCAAAGAUAAUGGUAAUGGAACCUACAAUGUGUCAUAUGUUCCACCACCUGAGGGUAGUAAAUGUAAUGUCAAUGUUGUUUAUGGAGGAAAAGAAAUACCUGGAAGUCCAUUUCAGAUGAAAGUAAAACCUGCAGUGGAACCAGAAAAAGUCAAACUGUCUGGACCUGGCUUACAGAGUAAAGUGCCAGCAAGUCUCCCAGUUGAAUUUACUAUUGACACGAAAGAAGCUGGCCAAGCCAAUUUGGAUGUUACAAUUAAAAGACCAGAUGGCAAGCCUCUCAAAUCUCAAGUAAUUGACAAUAGAGAUGGUACACAUAAAGUGAAAUAUGUGCCAGAAGAUGUGGGACCUCAUACUAUUUCUGUAAAAUAUGGUGGCAAAGAAGUACCCAACUGUCCUGUCACUGUAAACAGUUAUGCAGUUGGACAAGCUGAUAAAUGCAAAAUAACAGAGGGUGUCCAAGAAAAAGUUUCUAUCAAUGAUGAGUACUGUGUGACUGUCAAUGCUGAUCAAGCUGGCACAGGCUCUGUAACAUGUCAUGUUACUAGCACUAAUACAACUGGCGAUGUUGACAUUCAAGUUGAUGAUAAUGGCGAUGGCACUUUCUCAAUAUUUUAUUCCGUCAAAGAAGUAGGCGAUUACACAAUAAAUAUUAAAUUUGGAGGAAAUCCUGUUCCUGGUGGAAGUUUUUCAUUCCAGGGUGUCAAAGAACAUAUUGAAAAGAAGACUGUUACCAAAACUCGUACAACUCAUUCCAGAACUACUCAGUACAGAAGUGUAGAGUUACGUAGCAUACCUGUACCUUCCAGGUCUGCAGACCAACUCACUGCUGAAAUAAAAAUGCCAUCAGGGAAAUAUGACAAACCGGAGAUCGUAGACAAUCAAGAUGGGACGAUUUCCAUCAAAUAUGAUCCAAGAGAGGAAGGACUUCAUGAGCUUCACCUGAAGUUUAAUCAGGAACACAUACCAGGAAGUCCUUUCAAAAUAUAUGUUGACUCAAUUUCAAGUGGGUUCGUUACAGCUUGUGGUCCAGGUUUAACUCGAGGCGUUGCUGGUGAACCGGCUAAUUUUACCAUUUACACGAAAGAUGCUGGUGCUGGUGGACUUUCUGUUUUGGUUGAGGGGCCAUCUCAAGCCGAAAUCACCUGCCAUGACAAUAAAGAUGGCACUGUCUCUGUUAAUUACUUACCUGCUGCUCCUGGUGAAUAUAAGAUCAUUGUAAAAUUUGCCGAUAAGCAUAUUAAAGGCAGCCCUUUUACUGCCAAAAUAACAGGAGAAGGACGCAAAAGAAAUCAAAUCUCAGUUGGUCACUCCAGUGAAGUUUCACUGAAGACAAUGGAAAAAGAUACAAAAACUCUUAAUGCUAGCAUCGUAUCUCCUAGAGGUUUAGAGGAACCUUGCUUCUUAAAAACAUUGCCAAAUGGACACUUAGGUAUUUCUUUCACACCAAGAGAGCCUGGAGAGCAUUUAGUAAAUGUUAAAAGGCAGGGCACUCACGUCCAGGGAAGCCCAUUUAAAAUUAAUGUUUUGGAAGGAGAAAUUGGUGAUGCAUCUAAAGUCAAGGUAUUAGGAAAUGCAAUCAAAGAAGGGAAAACCCACACGGCAAAUGCUUUCACUAUUGAUACCAAAGAAGCUGGAUUUGGUGGUAUUAGUCUUUCUGUCGAAGGACCUAGCAAAGCUGAUAUUCAGUAUAAAGAUAACGGAGAUGGAACAUUAACUGCCAGCUAUCAACCUACUGAACCUGGUUAUUAUAUAAUCAAUCUGAAAUUUGCUGACCACCAUGUUCCUGGAAGUCCAUUUACUGUGAAAGUAUUAGGUGAAGGUUCUAAUGUUCAAAGAGAAUUUAUUAAAAAGCAGAGAGAAUCUGUCCCAGUCAUUGAUGUCGGAACGGAAUGCAGACACACUUUUAAACUUCCAGGUACCAGUGCAUUUGACUUGGCUGCCCGUAUAACAUCCCCGUCUGGCGUCACUGAAGAUGCAUCAAUAACUGACUUGGAUGACUGCUUGUACAGUGUUCAGUUUGUACCCAAAGAAGUUGGUGUGCACACUGUCAGUGUUCGAUGCAAUGAUAUUCACAUACCUGGAUCUCCUUUCCAGUACACAGUAGGACCAUUUAGGGAUCAUGGAGCUCAUAGGGUUCAUGCCGGUGGCCCUGGAUUAAUGAGAGGAAAUACGAAUGAGCCAUGUGGGUUUAAUGUAUGGACACGUGAAGCUGGUGCUGGAGGUUUAGCAAUAUCUGUGGAAGGACCAUCAAAAGCAGAUGUUGAUUUUAAAGAUCGUAAUGAUGGAUCCUGUUAUGUCACUUACAAAGUAACAGAACCAGGUGAUUACCGUGUUGGGAUCAAAUUCAAUGAACAACACAUCCCAGACAGCCCUUUCAAUGUCUAUAUCAUGCCCCCAGCUGGGGAUGCCUCAAAAAUUGAACUUGGUGAAGCCCCUGAUAAAGCGCAUGUAAAUAAGCCUGUCACUAUGAAUAUCAUUAUGAAUGGAGCAAAAGGAAAUUUGGAUGGUAAAGUUAUAUCCCCAUCAGGAGCCCAAGAUGACUUAUUCAUAGCUCCUUUAGACAAUGAACAGUGGGCUCUUCGAUUUGUACCCCGUGAAAAUGGUAUUCAUUUGAUCCACAUCCGCUGUGAUGGUAUCCAUAUUCCUCAGAGUCCACAUCGCUUACGAGUAGGUGCUGAUGAUGCUGAUCCAGCAGCUGUUCAAGCCUAUGGCCAAGGCUUAAAGGAGUGCAAGUCUGGUCAAAAGACAGAUUUCAUUGUUGAUACUUGCAGUGCUGGUAUUGGUACUUUAUCAGUCACUAUUGAUGGACCAUCAAAAGUUUCUAUGGAUUGUACUGAAGUUGAAGAAGGUUACAAAGUCCGUUAUACACCCUUAGCUCCUGGAGAUUAUUUCAUAACUGUGAAGUACAAUGGUUACCAUAUUGGUGGAAGCCCUUUCAAAGUUUUUUGCUCUGGCCAUGCAGUUACUGAUGUCGGAGCAAAAGAGCAGUCAAAUGUGGAAGUCCGUACCGUUGCAAAACAAGCCAAGCAAAAGGCAGAUCAUCUGCCAAGGUUUCGAUCGGAUGCCAACAAAGUUACUAGUAAGGGAAUUGGAUUGAAAAGAGGACAUAUCCACAAACCUAGUAAUUUCACAGUGAAUUGUGGUGAAGCUGGUAACAAUGUUCUGUUUUGUGCUGUUUUCGGUCCCAAAGGUCCUUGCGAAGACAUACACGUAAAACACAUGGGGCGCAAUUUGUAUAAUGUAAAUUACACAGCGAAAGAAAAAGGCGACCAUAUUGUCAUUGUAAAAUGGGGAGAUGAUCACAUACCCGGAAGUCCAUUCAAAGUCGAAGUCUCAUAGAUUGCAGCCUAACUAACAAUCGGUGCAUUCAAACUUCCAUACAUAGAUCAAAACAUGGUCCGCGUGGAAGCUCCAAAAAAAAAAAGACUUUUGUAUUCACAUGAUGCCAAACGUCCCAUUGUGAGUUACUGCUGGUUUAAUAGGUGUUGUUUUGUUUCUGUUUUCUUUUCAUGUGUUGUUGAUCGUACAUGUUAGGAAGACGAUUAGCUUGUGAAAUUGAAAUAAAUUUGUCUUGUUUUUGCGCCCUUUCUGAAUCUCAAUCUUUUGAAAUCCUUCUUUAAUCUAAUCAAAAUUAAAAUUAUUAAGUUACAUAUAAAUAUUUUGAUAUGCUUCAUGAAACAUGACUUGUUACGUUUUAUAAAUAUUUAUUUGAUGUUCCUGGUUUUACUUUUUUAGAUUAUUUCUUAAAAUACUUAUAACGUCUUGCAAAAUUUUUUGGACGGGUAAAAGUUUUAUUUGCAAUUGGUUUUAGACUUACACAUCUAUUUAAAUCUUUAUUAUGAUUUUACAUUUAAUGCGUAUGUAAUUUACUCUACUUAACAUUAUUGUCCAAAACUCCCAUGUGCAAUUUCAUUAGUUUUAUAAAUUUUAUUUGAAAAAAGUUUUUGUUCAAAUUUUACCUUUUGGUAUUAUAGAAUUGUAUUGAUAUUGAAUUUAAAAAGUCAACUGUUGUAUUUUUCAAAUGAAUUAUUGUUGCAUGAUGUUGAAGAUAAGAUAUUUUAAUGUUCUUUAAAAUAUGGUGCUUUCUAAAACAAUCCUGAAAUUGUGUUUCAUGCUUCUGUAUAAAGAUCAAAUAAAAUUGUUCUUGC
Messenger RNA from Uloborus diversus, 7560 nucleotides. Its product is annotated as filamin-A-like. Gene Ontology annotation, biological process: actin cytoskeleton organization. The record is from RefSeq and is a predicted model, not a curated record. NCBI's taxonomy places the organism in Eukaryota, Metazoa, Arthropoda, Arachnida, Araneae, Uloboridae. Bases 104 to 6751 code for a protein of 2215 amino acids. The transcript is spliced from 37 exons. Gene Ontology annotation, molecular function: actin filament binding.